GAUUGUCAGCUGCAAGAAGCAAGACAAUAUCAAAAUGGUUGCUCUAUUUACUUUACCAAACGAAUUGGUCCUUUCGUCAUUGGCAUCCCAAUUUCCAUGCAGAGAACAGCAGAUUCGCUCUCUAACCACUUUGCUCUCUAUCCAAGCUGCUCCAACCAAAAACAUUGUACUUCAUGGGCUUGAAGCAACAGGAAAAUCUACUAUAGCAAAAGCUGUUCUUGAAGCAUUGUCGACCCAUUCUCCGGCAAACAACGGCGCUCUUGAAGAGCAUUUCAGCAACGAAUUACAAUAUGCCAUAAUUAAAAGUGCAGAAUGUAUAUCUGGAAGGCAUUUGUUGGAGCAAACUAUAGGGGCUGUCGCGAAUGCCGUAGAGUGGAAGGGGAAUAUACCAAGAUGUGAGAACCUCGCACAAUUAGUGGUGGAGGUAGGGAAAUUGCUCGAAGGUUGGACCGCGACAAAUGAGGCACAAGCUGCAAAACAGAGAUUCGUUCUUGUUUUUGAUGGCAUUGAUCGACAGAGAGAAGCUCCUCCUACCAUGCUGCCAGCAUUGGCCCGAAUGGGUGAGAUUAUUCCUAAUCUUACCACAAUUUUCAUCACUACAAUCCCUCGACCUAGCUUCUUCCACCUUCCUGGGAUUCCUCAUAUUCAAUUCCCGUCAUACACUAAACCAGAGCUUGUGACGAUUCUCUCGCGAACUUGCAAACCCUCCCCUAAACUUCCCGACGGUUCCAAGGAAACGACCUCCAUUUGGGAACGAUUCCUUCCCACAAUUUACGACUCCCUUUCCAAAUACUCAGGUCGUGACCUUGUUUCGUUUCGCGAGAUUUGCCUUCAAUUAUGGCCUACCUUUAUCCAGCCAAUACUUAAUGGGACAUAUACGUCGAAUGAAUUCUCUCGCCUCCUCAUCGCGAAUCGAGCACUUCUCCAAAAUGAUACACUUCUCACGCCAUCUGUUCUUGCUCCUAUUACGUCGGCCUCCGUUGUAAAAAAGGCAACUUCUAACACAAGCACCACUCAGCUUCAAGCCCAAAACAACAUCACAACCCAUCUCCCGUAUCACACUCGUCUUCUUCUCAUUGCUUCCUAUCUUGCUUCUCACAACCCGCCUCGCACAGAUCAGCAUCAUUUCCUUCAGCAAACUGCAACCAAGCGUAAAAAGCGCGGUGGUGGUACGGCUCUCACCGCUUCUACUUCUCGACCUGGCGUCUCUAAAUCGCGUAAGAUUCCUCGCAAGCUACUUGGGCCCCAGGCAUUUCUGCUUGAAAGAAUGAUCGCUAUCUACCAUGUAUUACUUGAAGAUGCCGAUGGUCGAGGGCGCUAUUCAGCUACAAAUGGAAAUUUGAAGAGGAAAACCAAAGGACUAGGCGCUGGAGAAGCGGACAUACAAAUGGCUGUUGCGACACUAGCCAGCUUGCGCUUGAUCGCUAAAAUGGGGAGUGCAAACGCAGCAGAUACUUUGGAUGGAGGAAGUAGAUGGAGAGUUGCUGUGGGAUGGGAGGUGGUCAGGGGGAUUGCCAGGAGUGUAGGGGUUGAGGCAGAGGACUAUCUGGCGGAGUAAUAAAUGUCGACUGGGAUAUUGAAAAAAACAACUCAACUGAAAGAGCGCCACCACACGCAUUUGAGGUGGUUCUACGAAAACCUCAAUAUGCAAUGAAGCAAGACUGAAAUUCAGACUGGACCUCGAAAAAAGUGGGUAUGGCGCUGAUGUCAAUCACCAGCUUGUAAAACGACAUCGAAGAGAGUGGUCUUUCGUGCACGUUCGCCUACAUUCCUUUGGCUAUGGUGAUAUCUCUACCAUGGCUGCCUACCUCAUAAAGACUCCUAGGAUAGAUACCACCGCGAGGUUUCGCUUAUUAUUUUCGAGAGAUAUUUGGCAACCUUUGGUGGGAACUGACGGGUACGAUUAAGGAUAAAUCGAUAUGCGACUUCAUGAUGUAGGGAUAGAAGACUAUAGCUACAGUAUCCCAAGACGGUGCCUCAUACUAGGGAUCCAAUAACUUAGAUGCAACACAUCAAGCAAAGAGACUUCAAAUCAUGAAGAAGCUUGGUGUUUUACCUAGGGUAUAUAUUUGAGGGAGAAAGUAGACUGUGUCCACAUAGUACUUAAUAUGUAAUAUAAUAUAGAUCAAACUACCAGACCAUACAAUUCCUUGAUCUCUGCCUGCGGAAACAGAGCUCUUGAAACUACUUUCUCGUAUAAUAAAUGAUUACAAUAUUUCCACAAAAGUAAUACACA
Botrytis cinerea B05.10 is the source of this 2236-nucleotide messenger RNA. It is a transcript of the gene Bcorc5, whose product is annotated as Bcorc5. NCBI's taxonomy places the organism in Eukaryota, Fungi, Ascomycota, Leotiomycetes, Helotiales, Sclerotiniaceae. Bases 35 to 1558 code for a protein of 507 amino acids. Gene Ontology annotation, molecular function: DNA replication origin binding. The transcript is spliced from 3 exons. Gene Ontology annotation, cellular component: nucleus; nuclear origin of replication recognition complex. The record is from RefSeq and is a predicted model, not a curated record. Gene Ontology annotation, biological process: DNA replication; DNA replication initiation.